AUGAAGUCUGUCGCAUCCAUCGCCGCGGCAGCUAUGCUGUCCGGCUCUGCCAACGCUUUCUGGCGCAUGCCCUGCCACGACCGCACUGCGCUCGCACGUCUCGACCCCAUUGUCGACGAAGGAACUGCUUCCUCUCACGCCCACACCAUCCACGGUGGAAGCAACUUCGCUGAGACGACCACCUAUGAUAUGCUCCGUGAGUCGGAGUGCACUUCGUGCCAGUUCGAUGAAGACAAAUCUGCCUACUGGACCCCCUCUCUGCACUUCGUCCACGAGGGUGGCAAGACUGAGAUCGUCCCCCAGGUUGGCGGUAUGCUCGCAUACUACCUUCUCCUCGGUGACGACCUGAAGGCUUUCCCCGAAGGCUUCCAGAUGCUCGCCGGUGACUCCCGUCUCCGCAACUUCACUGGCCCGGUCCCCGACCCGCCAACCUCUGCCUGGACUGCGGACGACAUGACUCAGCUGUCUCUCGGCCAGAAGUCCAUUGGCUUCAACUGCCUGAACUACAACAAGGCACCCGAGGGCUCGCGCUACCGCCACUUCAUGCCCACCAAGGACUACAUGGACGAGAACUGCGCCAACGGUAUCCGUGCCGAGAUCAUGUUCCCUUCGUGCUGGAACGGCAAGGACAAGACCGCCGACGACCACAAGAGCCACAUGGCCUACCCCAACAUGAUUGACGGUGGCAAGUGCCCCGACGGCUACGACACCCGUGUUCCCUCGCUCUUCUACGAGACCAUCUGGAACACCUACAAGUUCAAGGACGCGGCUGGACAGUUCGUCUGGUCCAACGGUGACCCCACUGGCUACGGAUACCACGCUGAUUUCAUCAACGGCUGGAACAUCGACACUCUCCAGUCCGCCGUCACUACCUGCACCAACCCCUCUGGUCGUGUUGAGGACUGCCCUGUCUUCUCUGCCGGUCUCCAAACCGAGUCCGAGCAAGCCACUUGCAAGAUCCAGUCCAUGCCCAAGAUCCUCUCCGUUGACGACUGUGCUGGUCCCUCCAAGGGUCUCUGCGGUAACGUUCCUGUCCAAUACGGACCUGAGUACGCCGCGCCCCUUGAGGGAGGAGACAAGGAUGACGAGGAGCCCAUUACCCCCACCCUUUCUUCUGUCGCCCCUGUGCCCACUCAGUCUUACGCCCCUGCUCGCUCCAUGGGUGCUGGCGGUAUCUCUGUCUACAACGUUGAGAGCCCUUCCACCAUGGUCAAGUCCAGCUCCAGCGCCGCUGGUUACCCCGCUGCGCCUGCCGUCACCCCUCUUGCUGACAUCGCUGAUGCUCUUGAGGGUGAUGACGUUGUCUCUACCUCCACCUACACCAAGGAUGGUGUCGUGUACGAGGUUGCCAUCGUCGAGGUUGUCGUCACAACUACUGUGGGUGCCGACUACCGCCGACACGCACACAAGCACCGUCGUGGUCAUUUCGGCCGCAACUAA
Messenger RNA from Alternaria atra, 1440 nucleotides. RefSeq lists its product as uncharacterized. The transcript is spliced from 3 exons. The coding region runs from base 1 to 1440 and encodes 479 amino acids. Lineage: Eukaryota; Fungi; Ascomycota; Dothideomycetes; Pleosporales; Pleosporaceae. The record is from RefSeq and is a predicted model, not a curated record.